Molecule: messenger RNA, 1106 nt
Organism: Mangifera indica (mango)
Lineage: Eukaryota; Viridiplantae; Streptophyta; Magnoliopsida; Sapindales; Anacardiaceae
Product: heavy metal-associated isoprenylated plant protein 39-like
Exons: 3
Coding region: 360-908 (182 amino acids)
Molecular function (GO): metal ion binding
Source: RefSeq, a predicted model, not a curated record
AAGCUGGUGCCGUCAUUGAUGAUGCUCUCGACUCUUGAGGUAGAUGGGGCUUUUAUAGCUCUACUACUAGUUUUACAAAUUUUCAACAUUGGUUCUGUGAGAAAGUUUGAGGUUGUGGUUGAGGUUGAGGCUGAGUCUCUAUCUUCCUCUUCUUCACUUUUCUCUUUCCUAUUCUGCAUUUCUUGUUUUGAUUCGGAUUUUUGGUCGCAAUCCCUCCAUUUCAAACUCUCUCUCUUACCUUUUUCAAACAAAGCAUCAUUCCAUUACGUCUUCUCUUCUCUAUUACUUUUAUUCUCUCAACAUUCUCUCUUUACUUGUACCACUGAUCUGCAACUAAUUCCCUCUAACAGCAACCAGGAAUGAAGAAGGUUGUGUUGAAGUUGGAUUUGCAUGAUGAUAAAGCCAAGCAGAAGGCCUUGAAGACAGUCGCUACUCUUUCAGGAAUUGAUGCUAUCUCGAUGAACAUGAAGGAAAAGAAAUUAACGGUGAUAGGAACCGUUGAUCCUGUAAACGUAGUGAGCAAACUGCGAAAGUAUUGGCCAACAGAUAUGAUCCUAGUUGGGCCCGUAAAAGUACCAGAGAAGAAAGAGGAGCCUAAGAAGGAAGAACCUAAGAAAGAGGAAGCAAAGAAAGAAGAACCAAAGAAAGAGGACGCACCAAAAGAGGAAGCCAAGAAAGAAGAACCAAAGAAAGAGGAAGAGAAGAAGGAAGAGCCAAAGAAAGAGGCUGCACCAGCACCGGCUCCGGCUCCGGCUCCGGCUCCAGCUGCAGCUCCACUUCUAGCUCUGCCACCACCAGACCCAGCUUUGGAGCUAGCCAAGCUUUACAGAGCAUAUAAUCCCCACAUGACCACAUAUUAUCAAGUUCACAGCAUUGAAGAAAAUCCAAAUGCUUGCGUUAUAUGUUAAAACUGCUGCUAGGCUUUUGAAAGACCAACUUCCUGAACUGGUGAUGGAUUCGAAUGCCAUCAAUUUAUGCAUAAAGGAGGAAGGGCAACAUCCAAGAACAAACUUGUGUGUAUACUACAGUAGUCAGAUGCCUCGUUGUUUUGUUCAUGCAUGAGAUGUAGAGAGAAUAAAUAAAAUUUUCUGUAUUUUGUUCUUCAA